CUAGCUUCUAGAUUCAACACCCUCGUCCCAAGAAUCCACACCCCAACCCUAACCUAUGAUCCCCCUUGUUUCAUCACUUUUAGCCAAAUAGUCCUUUCAUUUUCCUAUCUGUAAAAAUAUUUAUCAAGUGGGUCCGUCCAAGAUAAUUUCUUCGAAUUCUGGCAAUGGAAGUAGGGAAAUGUUUUGCCUCUGAUUUAGGGUUUUUGCAGAAGAACAUGGGUUCUGAAGCUCUGGUUUUGGAGACCCUCUUGGCGUCCCACAGAUCUCUUGCUUGCCUUCUCACGAUGGCAGGAUUUCUGCUCAAGGACACAGAUACAUUGGGAAAUAGUCAAAGGUUUCCUUUUGCUGAGCUUCACAAGAGGGAGAAAACUGAAGCUGAAGAGAAAGAUGGUAGUGACACAGAGGAUGAUGAUGAAGAUGAGGAUGCAGAGGAGGCAGAUGAUGAUGAUGCUGCAGACGAAGAUUUCUCAGGUGAUGAGGGAGGAGAUGACGAUGAUGAUGAUGAGGAAGGAGACCCUGAUGAGGAUCCAGCAGCAAAUGGUAACCAAGGCAGUGAUGAUGACGACGACGAUGAUGAUGAACAAGAUAACGAUGAUGAUGAUGAGGAAGGAGACCCUGAUGAGGAUCCAGCAGCAAAUGGUAACCAAGGCAGUGAUGAUGACGACGACGAUGAUGAUGAACAAGAUAACGAUGAUGAUGAUGAGGACGACGAAGAAGAGGAGGAAGAUGAGGAUGAAGAGGAACAACCACCUGCUAAGAAGAGAAAGUAGAGUAAUGGUAGUUUGUUAGACUGGAUGUUCCAUUAUCUAUCAAGUAUGUUGUAGGGAGAGGAAACAUCAUUUUGGAUUCAACUUGUGCCUUUUGGGAGCAUCAAAAUCUGUUAGAAUGGUGAUAUGUGUUUUUGUAUUGUGCUAAAGAUUGGUAUUAUGCAUAUAUUCCAUUUUCUGGGAUGAAUAAUUUGUUUACUUUGCUGAAA
Messenger RNA from Cynara cardunculus var. scolymus (artichoke), 976 nucleotides. Its product is annotated as nucleolin-like. The transcript has 3 exons. The record is from RefSeq and is a predicted model, not a curated record. NCBI's taxonomy places the organism in Eukaryota, Viridiplantae, Streptophyta, Magnoliopsida, Asterales, Asteraceae. Bases 165 to 770 code for a protein of 201 amino acids.